Molecule: messenger RNA, 1902 nt
Organism: Triticum turgidum subsp. durum (durum wheat)
Lineage: Eukaryota; Viridiplantae; Streptophyta; Magnoliopsida; Poales; Poaceae
Source: the annotation of a GenBank genome assembly
AUGGCAUGGGCAAUUCCACGGGCAAAAAAAAAAGGUUCCACUAUAAUCCUUGAAGCGGUGGCCGGUCAAGAGACUUGGAUUUGGCAUGCAUUUUUUGGAAUGCCUGGAUCUUUGAAUGACACCAAUGUUGUCAACCGGUCACCACUGAUGAGUAAGAUUGCAAAUGGUGAGUUGCCACCGGUGCAGUUUGUAGCAAAUGGUCGUACAUACAACUAUGGCUAUUAUCUAGCGGAUGGCAUCUAUCCAAAGUGGCAAACCUUCGUGAAGCCGUUGAGAAAGCCGGAAGGUUGUGUGCAGGAGAAGCUCUUCCAUGUAACUAUAGUACUAUAUACCAUCGAUGGUCAUGACUGCAACAUGAGCUAUUAUCUUUGUGAUGGUAUCAAUUCUUCAUGGGCGACCUCCGUCAGGACCAUCUAUGAUUCAAGGGGCGAGAAAAGAUCUAAUUUUUCCCAAAGAAAAGGAGUCGGAAAGGAUGAUGAGAGGGCAUUUAGAGUGCUCGAGCUCAUUUUGCAGUUGUUCGAGGACCUGCAAAAAUAUGGGAUACAGAGACGUUGUGGGAGGCCCCAGAAGCAUCAAGACCCAAGAAUUCACGCAGCCCGGUCCACCGUCGAGGGUUUUCUGGCCAGCCGGCCAUGGCCGGAUGCUGACGGUUCUCCUGGGAGGAAGCUCGGCUUCAAAAUCUGGCGACAGCAGCUCGCUAGGGUGCCACGCAAUUCCACCCCUGCUCCACCUCCACAAGAUCUACAGGCCGUGCAGACCUGCGUGCUGGCUCGGCGCUGGCGCGACCUCUGGAAGUCCAUGCCGGUCCUGCGCAUCACCUGCGAGGGCAGGAUUCUGAACCGGCGGGGCGUCAGGAGGCUCAACAAGUUUGUGAACCAUCUGCUGCUCCUCCGUGACCGCAGCGCGCCCCUGCAUGCGUGUGAGAUAGAGCUCAGCACUUUCCAUAGCCAGGAUGAACCGCAGGUCAACUUAUGGAUCCGGCAUGCUCUCUUGUGCCAAGCUCGAGUCCUCAGUGUUCAUUUAGGCCGUGAUAACAAUAGCUUCGAGCUGCUGGAGGACCUGCCUCUCGUCUCUCUGCACUUGACGAGGUUGGAGCUUUGCAACGUAGUGUUAAAUGAUAGCAUUCUGUAUUUUUCGAGCUGCCCAGCGCUGGAAGAACUGUGGAUGAGGGGUUGCUACGUCCAAGCUGAUAUGAUCAUGUCCCAGUCCCUAAAACGCCUGACCAUCCUUGACUGCAUAUUUUAUCCAAAUGAACGGACUCGGAUUUCUGUCCCAAGUCUAGUUACACUGGAAUUAAUUGAGUGCUGGGGGAGGACUCCUUUGCUUGAAAGCAUGCCAUCAUUAGUAACAGGAUCUAUUAAGCUUGCCGACUGUGAUGAUUGUUGUGGUAAAGAAGCUGGUGGUUCGUGUGUCGAUGUUACCUGUGAAAAUUGCAGUUCCAUUGAUGAUGACACUGGAGAUUGUGUGCUUCUCAAUGGUUUGUCAGAGGCUAAAAGCUUGGAGUUGAUAGCUGAACCUUGUGUGUUUAUCCUCAAAAGAGAUUUGAUGUGGUGCCCUACCUUUAGCAAGUUAAAAACCUUGUUACUCAAUGAUUGGUGUAUGAAGGCCAAUCUUGGUGCACUCAUGUGCUUUCUCCAACAUACACCUGUUCUCGAGAAGCUUACCAUCCAGCUUUGUCAGGCACCCAGCAGUCGGAUGGGGACUGAAGGAAGCUACAAUCUGACGGGACAACCGUUUGUUUUAUCUAACAAGCUUAAGGUACUUGAAAUCAAGUGUGAGAACAUUGAUGAGAGGGUUCACAGAAUUUUAACGUUCUUGAGUACCUAUAGCAUACAUGUUGAGCAAAUCAAUAUCCAGCAGAGUAUUGGAUCUUCUGAAGCCACACUCUUUAUAUUGAUCUGA